Molecule: messenger RNA, 335 nt
Organism: Didymodactylos carnosus
Lineage: Eukaryota; Metazoa; Rotifera; Eurotatoria; Philodinida; Philodinidae
Source: the annotation of a GenBank genome assembly
CAGAUAAAUGCAUCUUAUGCGAUUACGUAUGUAAAGAUGAUAUUCUACACCAGAAAUUUUAUAUUGUUUAUAUAUAAGGAAAAGAACUUUUUUGAUUCUGAUAUUCCUUUAAUUUCACUGAAAAACUUUAUUUUUCUACUAGUGUGAAUCAAGCUUCGAAUGUAGAGUCGGUUCCACAAUUAAAUGAUUUAAUUCGUUCGCGUGCAUUGAAUCGAACAUUUAGUGAAUAUACUCAAUUUGAUUGGAAUAAAAUUCCUGUUGGUGUUGAGAAACGAUUACAAGACAACGACAAUCAAACACAAGUACCAGACGUUAUUUCAAUAUUUUUUCAAUAA